Balaenoptera musculus (blue whale) is the source of this 1322-nucleotide messenger RNA. RefSeq names its product 60S ribosomal protein L4-like. Gene Ontology annotation, cellular component: ribosome; cytosolic large ribosomal subunit. Gene Ontology annotation, molecular function: structural constituent of ribosome; RNA binding. Gene Ontology annotation, biological process: translation. The record is from RefSeq and is a predicted model, not a curated record. Bases 33 to 1322 code for a protein of 429 amino acids. NCBI's taxonomy places the organism in Eukaryota, Metazoa, Chordata, Mammalia, Artiodactyla, Balaenopteridae. The transcript has a single exon.
UUGAGGGGAGCGUGGCCUUCUCCUCUCUCACCAUGGUGUGUGCUCGUCUACUGAUAUCAGUGUACUCUGAAAAGGGGGAGUCAUCUGGCAAAAAUGUCACUUUGCCUGCUGUGUUCAAGGCUCCCAUUCGACCAGAUAUUGUGAACUUUGUUCACACCAACUUGCGCAAAAACAACAGACAGCCCUAUGCUGUCAGUGAAUUAGCAGGUCAUCAAACCAGUGCUGAGUCUUGGGGUACUGGCAGGCCUGUGGCUCGAAUUCCCAGGGUUCGAGGUGGCGGCACUCACCCCUCUGGCCAGGGUGCUUUGGGAAAUAUGUGUCGUGGGGGCCGCAUAUUUGUGCCAACCAAGACCUGGCGACAUUGGCACCGCAGACUGAAUACAAUGCAGAAGCGACAUGUCAUCUGCUCUGCGCUGGCUGCCUUGGUUUUACCAGCGCUGGCCAUGUCUAAAGGUCAUCGUAUAGUGGAAGUUCCUGAACUUCCUUUGGUAGCUGAAGAUAAAGUUGAAGGCUACAAGAAGACCAAGGAGGCUGUUUUGCUUCGGAAGAACCUUAAGGCCAGGAAUGAUAUCAGAAAGGUCUACGGCUCGCAGCGAAUGAGAGCUGGCAAAGGCAAAGUGAGAAACCGUCGCCGUAUCCAGCACAGGGGACCCUGCAUCAACUAUAAUGAGGACAGUGGUACCAUCAAGGCCUUCAGAAACAUCCCUGGAAUUACUCUGCUUAAUAUAAGCAAACUGAACAUUUUGAAACUUGCUCCUGCGGGGCAUGUGGGACAUUUCUGCAUUUGGACUGAAAGUGCUUUCCGCAAGUUAGAGCUGUAUGGCACUUGGCGUAAAGCUGCUCCCCUCAAGAGUAACUACAACCUCCCCAUGCACAAGAUGCUCAAUGCAGACCUUCGCGGAAUCUUGAAAAGCCCAGAGAUCCAAAGAGCCCUCCGAGCACCACACAAGAAGAUUCAUCGCAGAGUCCUGAAGAAGAAUCCACUGAAAAACCUGAGACUCAUGUUGAAGCUAAACCCAUAUGCAAAGACCAUGCGCCGGAACACCAUUCUCUGCCGGGCCAAGAACCACAAAAUCCGCAUGGAUAGGGCAGCAGCAGCGCUAGAAGCCAAAUCAGAUGAGAAGGGGAUUCCAGGCAAGAAGCCUGCGGUGGGAAAGAAAGGAAAGGAGGCUGUUUGCGUUAAGAAGCUGAAGAAGCCAAAGAAGGCUUUGGUGGGAAAAAAGUCUCCAGUGACCAAGAAACCAGCAGCUGAAAAGAAGCCCGCUAAAAAGAAGCCCGCAGAAAAGAAACCCACCACAGAGGAAAAGAAGGUUGCUGCAUAA